Molecule: messenger RNA, 390 nt
Organism: Cavenderia fasciculata
Lineage: Eukaryota; Evosea; Eumycetozoa; Acytosteliales; Cavenderiaceae
Product: DUF1077 family protein
Exons: 3
Coding region: 1-390 (129 amino acids)
Biological process (GO): protein folding in endoplasmic reticulum
Cellular component (GO): EMC complex
Source: RefSeq, a predicted model, not a curated record
AUGAGCAACUUUAAAGCAAACAAUCAAAAGAGAAAAUGGAAUCUUGAAAUAUCAUCAUCAUCAGGAGGUGGUAAUAAUAAUAGUUUAACAAAACAAUCAUUACUACUUGGUGGAUCAUCAUCACAAACAUAUAUAGCAUCAUCGUCAUCAUCAUCUACUGGUUCAACACCUUCUACACAAAAUACAGACUUGUUGGUUAAAAAAGCAUGGGAAUUGGCAAAGUCACCGGCAAAGAGUAUAUUCAUGACUGGUUUUCUAUUGUGGAUGAUUGGUAAUGUAUUUAUAAGAUUUAAAGAAAUUCAAGAUAAAAUAUUUGUUAUGAAGAUUACAUAUAUAGUUAUACAAUUGGCAUUGUUGGGUGUUGCAUUAAAUCUUUGGAAUUUUCAAUAG